GUCGUCAUCUCAGAGCUGAGGUUCGUUCUCGACCCUCAACCGGGAACGUCACAACACGACACACCCACCCUGCCGACCACACACCAACCAACAGCUGCUCGCACCUGCGCCCAAGGCAGCCCAGAAUCGCCCCGGUCUAUCGCUGAUACCUGAUACCAGCCAGCCUCCCCCUAUCGUCACCGUACGCGCGGUUCGCCCAGGCUGCCAGAGGGAAGGAAACCUUGCUUUCGGGCCACGUCGCCAGCGCAAUACGAACCUCCCCUUCCCGACAAUAAGACAACCGCACAAGCGUUGAUCCAGAUCCACAAAUCCUGCCAUCAACCACCUCCGAGGCUGGAUCAAAGCCCAAGCAUACCAGAGCACAGGGCGCAGAGACAAAGCACUGGCUGGACCCGACCUGCCCGCCCCUCCUGUCCGCCCCUCAGCCCCUGAGGCUUCCGCAUACCGUGUGCCUGCACCACACCCCCGACCUUCCGAUCCACACCUGCUCAGGAACCUGCCACAGAGAUAACGCAGGUCACUGGGCACACCUUUUCGCCACCACGUUGGUGACCCGGAACCGUCGGUCCUGGCCCUACGGUUCUUUCUCGAAUCCCUCCGACUGAGCAUCCACAUUUGCGCCCUUCCCGGACCGCCAGGAGCAAGACGCAGUGCCCUGCGUUGACGACAAGAUGGCAUCAGCAUCAUUCCGAGACCAGAUGAAUGCCCUUGGCUGGUCUAGGCGCGGACAGGAUGAGCCUGUGAACACAUCCCAGCAGAGCGGACUGCUGUCGUCGAUCAAGUCGUUGAACCCAUUUGGCGACCGUGGCUACGUUCGCCUUCCUACGACGGAGGGCGCCGGCGCUCCACUUCCCGCAGCCUCGCGGCGGGAAGAGGAGGAAACCUGGUUUGCAUUGAAUAGAUGGGAUCGGUUAAUGAUUUUUGGUGCUUGCAACUUGGGCGCCGCGGUCUGCUUCGUUAUCUGCUUCUUUCUAUUCCCUGUGCUGUCACUGCGGCCGUCAAAAUUCGUCAUUCUGUGGACGUUGGGAUCGACAUUGUUUCUCAUAUCCUUUGCGGCCGUGAUGGGCCCAUGGGCCUACGUCCAACACUUGCUCUCCGGGCCACGGCUUCCAUUCACGGGCGCCUACUUCGGAUCCAUAAUCCUCACGUUUUACUUCGCUCUAGGGCUCCGCAGCACCAUCCUCACGCUGUUUUCCGCUAUCAUCCAGAUGAUUUGUCUCGUAUGGUAUCUUGUCAGUUACUUUCCCAUGGGUUCCAGCAGCCUACGCGUUGCCUCAAGCUUUGGCGCAAGGAGAGCUGCCGCCUGGAUGACCGGGUGAGCUGAGUACACGUGGGUGCCAUGACCGGGAAACAGGUAUUUCAUUCUAGACAUCACGAGGCGGAAAGUGGCAGUGGAGACAUGGUCUCUUUCUUACACGGCUUAUACUAUAACGGCGGUUUCAACUAGGAACAGUGGUCAUGAGAUGGAGCGGUUGGGAGUGAAUCCAUAUCGAAGCGAAGACGGGCAUGAAAGGAGGUGUAGUAAUGAUUGAGCAAGGCUCGGUACUGCAGGCGGGACCUCCACGGGAGGGCAGGCGUGAUCAGAGAUCAUGCAGCGCUUAGCUGAAUGUAACAUAGCAUAUCCAUAUCCCGGUUUCCGUAUUCCGAAGAAAUGCACGACAUACAGUACAGCUGCCGUAUCGUGCGCAGGCACUGGGGCGGUGACCGGUGACUGGUCGACUUCUGGGAGUUGAGCGCUGGGCGCGGCUAACUGAGAAAUGAGUGCGGUUCCUCUCUCUGCUGUCUGCCAUCAGAUGAAGGGUCGAUGUGACAUUGCCCUUGCAGUGGCUUUGGUUCGCGCUAUCAACCAAGGCCCUUGGAAGGGCGUCCUUCAAGGGUCGACAUCUCGAGAUCCCCUAAAUCCUCCCCAGUCACAGGGAGGCCUUUGCUGCGAGGUAUCCCGGGGCCAUGGCAAGGUUUGUCAGUUCGCAUGUGUCGCUGCCGACGCCCGUGAUGGAAUACAGUAGCGCGUCCCGUGCAAGUAUUAGCUUC
Molecule: messenger RNA, 2031 nt
Organism: Diaporthe batatas
Lineage: Eukaryota; Fungi; Ascomycota; Sordariomycetes; Diaporthales; Diaporthaceae
Exons: 5
Coding region: 672-1319 (215 amino acids)
Biological process (GO): vesicle-mediated transport
Cellular component (GO): membrane
Source: RefSeq, a predicted model, not a curated record